AUGCAGUCCGGAAUUACAGCAUCUUCUGAUCUUCACUCCGCAUUCAGCAACUUUACCAGCGAUACCUCUCUCUUCUGCCUUCCUGCCGGUAUAAGUUCCGAGUCCCUCACGCCUUUACCAGCGAUCCGCUUCCCCUCGACGCAUUCCGGCCUCUUCAACAGCAUCCACACGCUCUCCGAAAUCCUGACGCCGACCGACCCCCUGUACUUGCUCCUCCGUCGUGCUCCUAACUCCAGUGAGCUGAUAGCAAUAACCUAUGUCCCCUCGCGGGCCCCCGUGCGGCAGAAAACUCUGUUUGCAUCAACACGCAACACGCUUAUGCGCGAGCUCGGCACUGAAAAGUUCUCCGAGACGGUCUUCUUGACUGAGAGGGAAGAGAUCCUCGACCCUGCGCAAUGGGAUGAGCGUUCCAAAGGCUCUGCGGCUGCGAGCGGUGGAGUCCCAACCCCCGGUGCGAGGGGAGCCGUGGAUUCUGGGUUGCUCAGCGCAGAGGAGAGGGAGCUGCAAGCUGUGAAACGGGCUGAGGAGGAAGAAAGGCACGGAACGCGGGGAAGAGAUCUGAUGGGCGAGGGAGGAAGUGGCGCCACACAGGGCAAAGGGGGUGUCAUGAUGAAGAUUGCGGAUGAGGCCAAGUCCACUCUGACAGCGUUCAAGGACACUGACAGUUCGGGCGGCAAUAUGGCUGUCUUCGGAAUCGACAUUGCCACGGAAGAGAUUCAGCUGCUGUCCACAAAUUCUGAUGUCCAUCCCGGUGCGGUAGCUGGAAAUAUACCGGGUGAUCGACCGAGUUAUACAUUUUACAAUGCACACGGAGUCUCGGGAAGUAUAUUCAUCUACGUGUGUCCCGGGACGAGCAAGAUCAAGGAAAGAAUGGUCCACGCGAGUUCACGGUUGGGAAUGACCAAAUUGGCUGGGUGGGAAGGUAUUGAGAUUGUGAAGAGGUUGGAGGCCGGAGAUCCGGAGGAGUUACACGGCGAGAGACUGGAGGAGGAGGUCAAGUCUUUGCUCGCCGCGGCGGGUCUUGCUGGUGGAAUUUCCGGUGCAGAAGGCGGCGACAACUCGGGCCCUGGGUCGGGAACUGCAACACCCAGAGGAGGAUUCGCCAGACCAAAGAGACCAGGGAAGAGGUGA
Fonsecaea nubica is the source of this 1131-nucleotide messenger RNA. RefSeq lists its product as hypothetical. Gene Ontology annotation, cellular component: actin filament; cytoplasm. Gene Ontology annotation, molecular function: actin filament binding; actin monomer binding. Lineage: Eukaryota; Fungi; Ascomycota; Eurotiomycetes; Chaetothyriales; Herpotrichiellaceae. The transcript is spliced from 2 exons. Bases 1 to 1131 code for a protein of 376 amino acids. The record is from RefSeq and is a predicted model, not a curated record. Gene Ontology annotation, biological process: actin filament depolymerization; barbed-end actin filament capping.